CCGAGCGUCCACACGCGCAUCACUGAGUACACGGAGAUGGGAAAGGCGCUCCAUGGGAACACAUGGGAUCCGGCCACCCAGCCCCUUUCUGGAGAAGCCAUCAUGAGGGCAGGAGGAGGGAAGAAGCACGGCCGUUACUGGAUCGCCAACAACCUUGUCGACACAGCCAGUACGCCGACUCUCUCCCAGCUUCGGGCAAGGACCACCGACUCGACCCCGCCAAUACGCCCACGGCCUGAGACUUCAGUGGCCAGCGUGCGUGCAAUCCAGGCCCGGAUGGACGAAGAGACGAAGAGGCGGGAGGAGAUCGAUGCGAGGCUGGAGGAGGAGCGGACGCUAAGGCAGGAGCAAGAGCGCAUGUGGUAGGAAGAGCGGAUGCAGGAGCGGUAGAGGAUGGAGCAGGCGCUUCUUGCUGAGCGAGAGGCCGCGCAACAACAGAUGCAGACCAUGUUCUCAUACCUCCAAGGCCUUGGCGCGACAAUCAACUAUCAACUACCGCCAACGAUGCCCUGGCCUCCACCACCGCUGCCACCGCUAGGCCUUCCUUCUA
This is a messenger RNA of Panicum virgatum (switchgrass), 550 nucleotides long. RefSeq lists its product as uncharacterized. Gene Ontology annotation, biological process: transposition. The record is from RefSeq and is a predicted model, not a curated record. NCBI's taxonomy places the organism in Eukaryota, Viridiplantae, Streptophyta, Magnoliopsida, Poales, Poaceae. Bases 37 to 366 code for a protein of 109 amino acids. The transcript has 2 exons.